AGCUACUGACAACAAUUACAAUAGCUGUGCUACUUGGUUUAUUUUUCAAGAACAUUAUCACCUAAUAUAAGUAAACACUUAUACGACAUGGGCAACCUUAAUCUCAUCAUCAAUGCUAUUGUUGUUGCACUGAUGGCUGUAUACUUAUUCGUAAAUGAAAAAGACAGAUUUCAGGAAACGCAUGAUCGAACAGUUUAAAGAGAAUCUGACUGCUGAAAUAAGACGAAUUUCUGAAGAACUAAAGGAAGUGCAAUACAUUGAUAAAGUCGCUAAGAAACUGGCUGUCGGUUUAACUGAUGAAAUAAGACGAGUUUCUGGUGAAAGUGUAAAAGAGAGAGUGCAAACAAUAGAUAAUGUUGUGAAGAAUAUGAACACCAGUAUAACUGCUGAAAUAAGACGAAUUUCUGAGAAAGUGAAAAACAUAGAAAAUGUUGUUGAAAAGCUGAAAGUCAGUAUGACUGCUGAAAUACCACGCAUAUGUGAGGAAAGGAUAGCAGAAAAAGAAUCACGUCGAAGAGACGAUCGUGCUUUGUCUAUGAAUAGAAUAGAAUAG
Molecule: messenger RNA, 553 nt
Organism: Mytilus trossulus (common blue mussel)
Lineage: Eukaryota; Metazoa; Mollusca; Bivalvia; Mytilida; Mytilidae
Exons: 6
Coding region: 155-553 (132 amino acids)
Source: RefSeq, a predicted model, not a curated record